Molecule: messenger RNA, 1062 nt
Organism: Pararge aegeria (speckled wood butterfly)
Lineage: Eukaryota; Metazoa; Arthropoda; Insecta; Lepidoptera; Nymphalidae
Gene: wupA
Product: troponin I
Exons: 12
Coding region: 157-894 (245 amino acids)
Biological process (GO): muscle contraction
Cellular component (GO): troponin complex
Source: RefSeq, a predicted model, not a curated record
GGAAAGGCGGGCGCGGGGGGGUUGCGCCUACGCAUUGCCCACCGCACCUUGCCGCCCGCCGACCGCCAGUCAGCAACUGUGGCUCGUGUUGGCUGAACCAUCUGUAGGGCCAUCUUCUUUUUCUUGCCGUAGGACACCCAAACCCACAUAAACACAAUGGCGGAUGAUGAAAAAAAGCGUCUCGAUGAGGCGAAGAAGGCCAAACAGGCCGAAAUCGACCGCAAGCGUGCUGAGGUGCGCAAGCGCAUGGAGGAAGCCUCCAAGGCCAAGAAGGCGAAGAAAGGUUUCAUGACCCCCGAGAGAAAGAAGAAACUUAGGUUGCUCCUCCGUAAAAAAGCCGCUGAGGAAUUGAAGAAAGAACAGGAACGCAAAGCAGCGGAGAGAAGGCGCAUCAUCGAAGAGAGGUGCGGCAAACCCAAGAAUGUUGACGAUGCAAACGAAGCGGAACUGCAGACGAUAUGUCAAAUGUACUGGCACAGAAUAUACAACCUUGAGGGGGAUAAAUAUGAACUAGAACGAGCUAUCCAAAUUAGGAAAAUGGAGAUCUCCGACCUGAACUCUCAAGUCAAUGACCUCAGAGGCAAAUUCGUCAAACCAACACUCAAGAAGGUAUCCAAAUAUGAAAACAAAUUCGCCAAGCUCCAGAAGAAGGCUGCUGAAUUCAACUUCCGUAACCAAUUGAAGGUUGUUAAAAAGAAGGAAUUCACCCUUGAAGAAGAAGAUAAAGAGGGUGGUGCUGGCGCCAAGAAAAAGCCAGACUGGUCCAAGGGCAAGCCAGGAGAUCAGAAGGAGGGUGCUCCGGGCGAUGCCGCAGCAGCACCCACGGCAGCAGCGGCACCAGCGGCAGCAGCACCAGCAGCAGCACCGGCACCAGCCGCACCUGCUCAGGCAUAAACUGAAGCUAGGCUACAGAGAAAUCUCAGCAGAGUUCAUCACAGGUCGCUGCAUCAUGUAUGAAAAUGUACUUUUCCACCUCAUUGUGAUUCUACAGCACCGUCAUUGUUGCAAUUUCAGAGAACUGUGUAUUAUUAUUAAAAAUACUAUUAUUGUUAAUUUUUUAUA